CUCACACAGAAAUUGGAGAAAGGGGGAAAACACAAACAAGACGCACAAGGAAAGGCGGGCGAAAUGCGAACCAGAAAUCGAUCCCGGGAAACUCAGAAAUCAAACGAUGAAGAAGAUCGGUUUAAGCACUCUGGCAUUGGAGAAAAAAGUACCAUCGUUUCAGACAAAAUUGAUGAUUCUGGUUAGUUGAGUUCGUCCUGUUUAUGGUUUUGCAUUAAUUCAUUGAACCUUAGUAUAAGAUUGUGGUUGAAAUGGCUAUCCUGUUGGAAUACGAUGACAGAAACACUUGAUAAUGUAUCUCGGCAUGCUGUAAAAAGACUUUUGAAACAUGGAAAGUCUCAAGGCUCGAGGGAAGUAGAUGACACUUAUUUAUGUCAAAUUGAUUUGAAAAGUAAGCUAGAUAAUGAUUUUGGAAAAACUGCCGGAGUCCAUGGUGGAGGUAGCAGUAAAAAUGUUGCAAAUUCUCCUUCAGGAUCUGUCCCAAAAGAUGAACUUGAUGACCUGGAAUGGGAAUAUGGAUCAGUUCCGAAAGGCAGUCCAAACAAACAUGCUUUAGACCAGACAAUCAAUGGGGUAACAGUUGAAUUUGAUGUUUCACCUAGUGCUGCAAAGCAGAAGUCCAUACGUCGUGCAACUUCUGAAGAAAAGGAAGUGGCUGAGCUUGUGCAUAAGGUUAAUUUGCUUUGUUUACUAGGGAGGGGAAGGUUGGUUGAUAGUGCUUGCAACGAUCCUCUCAUUCAGGCAUCUUUGCUAUCAAUUCUUCCAACACGCUUGCAUAAGAUCACGGAGGAUCCAAAAUUGACUGCAAAGGCUCUGACUCCAGUUGUUGAAUGGUUUCACAAUAGUUUUCAUGUUAGAGGUCCUGGAAGUGCUGAAAAGCCACCUCAUUUGGCUUUGGCUUCUGCUCUUGAGGCUUACGAAGGGACUGCUGAAGAGGUUGCUGCCUUAUCUGUUGCAUUAUUUAGGGCUCUGAACCUUACUGCUCGAUUUGUGGCUAUUCUGGAUGCAGCCUCAUUAAAGCCUGAAGUAGACAAACCAGAGUCUAGUAGUCAAGCUUCGGGUAAGGCAAGUGGUGGGAUAUUCAACACGUCCACUUUGAUGGUGUCUCGAUCAGGUGUUUCGCCUGUUUCUCCUUUGACACCUCUAGCAUCUAAUGAAAAAGACAACUGUCACCGGACAUCUUGGAGAUCCAAAGGAAAAGCUAAGAAGUUACUGGAACUAGAUCCUGAUAUUAAAGAUUUCUCUGGUGAUGAUACAUUCAAGGACAUAAUACCCAAGCCAUCAGCUCCUUCUGUAUGUCAAGAUGGUCUAUCUGAUGCAGAGUUGGCCACAAAGACACAGAGAUCAAAGAGAAAAGGAGAUCUUGAAUUUGAAAUGCAGUUGGAAAUGGCUAUUGCUGCCACAGCAAUUGAAAGUUCUAAAACUGAUGUGGACUCAGAUAUGAUGGACGUGCAUGAUAUGAACUCACAACUCAUUUCUCCUUCAAAAAAGAUUAAACUAGUGAAGACAGAAGAUUCUCCAGUAUCUUCUUCUGUGAUGUCAACAGCUAUAGGGUCACGAAAAGUUGGAGCUCCCUUAUACUGGGCAGAAGUGUAUUGCUGCGGCGAGAAUUUGACUGGAAAAUGGGUGCAUGUGGAUACUGUCAAUGCAAUUAUUGAUGGAGAGCAUAAAGUGGAAGCAGCAGCAGCUGCAUGCAGAAAGCCUUUGAGAUAUGUGGUAGCGUUUGCAGGACAUGGGGCUAAAGAUGUGACCCGCAGGUAUUGUAUGAAAUGGUACAAGAUAGCAUCACAGCGUGUUAAUGAAAUUUGGUGGGAUGCUGUAUUGGCACCCUUGAAACAGUUGGAGUCACUUGCUACUGGUGGCAUUGUUCACUUGGAGCAGGAAGCUUCAACUGUGAAAAGGAAGAUGGUGGCUUGUGAAGAAGCUGAUGCUAAAAGUUGUAUGACAAAUUCUCUUCCACCAAUUAGAAGUUCCCUUGAAGAUAUGGAGUUGGAAACUAGGGCUCUGACUGAACCUCUCCCAACCAAUCAACAGGCCUACAGAAACCAUAAAUUAUAUGCUAUUGAGAGAUGGCUUAACAAAUAUCAAAUUCUACAUCCAAAGGGGCCAGUAUUGGGGUUCUGUUCUGGUCAUCCGGUAUACCCGCGAACUUGUGUACAGACACUUCACACCAAAGAGAGAUGGAUGCGGGAGGGUUGCCAACUAAAAGCUGGUGAACUUCCAGCAAAGAUUUUGAAAGGCUCUUUAAAGCAAAACAAAGAACAAGCUGCUGCUGCUGAUGAUGAUGAAAUUGUUAACGGGGAUCACAUUGCUCUUUAUGGGAAGUGGCAGACAGAACCUUUAUGUCUUCCUCGUGCUGCAGAUGGAAUUGUCCCCAAGAAUGAGCGUGGCCAGGUGGAUGUUUGGUCAGAGAAAUGCCUCCCUCCUGGAACUGUUCACUUGAGGUUGCCAAGGGUAGCAGUUGUAGCAAAACGGCUCGAAGUUGACUUUGCGCCAGCAAUGGUUGGAUUUGAAUUCCGAAAUGGUCGAUCUGUACCUGUAUUUCAGGGCAUUGUGGUGUGCUCAGAGUUCAAGGAUGCAAUUGUUGAGGCUUAUAAUGAAGAAGAAGAUAAAAGGAUGGCCGAAGAGAAAAGGAGGAAUGAGGUUCAAGCUCUUUCUAGGUGGUAUCAGCUUCUUUCAUCGGUUAUUACCCGGCAAAGGCUGAACAAUCGCUAUGGGAAUGGCUCUGAGCAGGAAAGCUCGGCUCUCAAUCUAAAACCUAGUCAUUCUCCAUCUUCUGCUGAGACAGGUGAUAAUGAGAGUAGUCGGAAACGCCGGGGAAAUCAGCAAAAUAAGUUACAUGAUGAGAAACCUAGUGUUCAACCUUUUGUGCCCACUGAGGAUCAUGAACAUGUAUUUUUUUCUGAUGACGAGUCUUUCAAUGAUGAGAGUUGUGUACGAACAAAGCGAUGUAAAUGUGGGUUUUCAAUCGAAUUAGAGGAACUGUAGGGCAGCUGUAACUUGCUUCUGUAACAUUUUGCUGUGUAAAUGUAAUUUAACCCUGGGUGGAGUUAAAAAAUCAUGAUAAAAGUAUAUACAGGUAAAUACCGUGCGAAUAGAGGAUUUAUUCACUGUUGCAGAGCAUCAAGUUCAUUCAUUUAAG
Messenger RNA from Oldenlandia corymbosa var. corymbosa, 3142 nucleotides. The record is from the annotation of a GenBank genome assembly. Lineage: Eukaryota; Viridiplantae; Streptophyta; Magnoliopsida; Gentianales; Rubiaceae.